AUGGAGAGCGUUUUCUUCUUCAAGCCGUCGCCAGGCUGCGGCUGUUUCGUUCAGGUAGCGCCGACAGAUCUGUUCAAAACUUUCGACAAGAGCUUGGGAAUCGACGCCGGUCGCUUCGUGCUCCCCAAACAAAAACGCUCCUUGUUCCUCAAACGGGUCAGGGCCGAGUGCGUCCAAUGCACCCAGCAUUGCGUGACUUGCGUCACCGGCAUGAUAGGGGGUUCCCGUCUCAGUGACCGGCCCGAUAGAGGCGUUUGUAUUCAAAUCGCCCGGGAUGCGCUCCAACGAUGA
This is a messenger RNA of Cyanidioschyzon merolae strain 10D, 291 nucleotides long. RefSeq lists its product as hypothetical. The record is from RefSeq and is a predicted model, not a curated record. NCBI's taxonomy places the organism in Eukaryota, Rhodophyta, Bangiophyceae, Cyanidiales, Cyanidiaceae. Bases 1 to 291 code for a protein of 96 amino acids. The transcript has a single exon.